Molecule: messenger RNA, 3441 nt
Organism: Symbiodinium necroappetens
Lineage: Eukaryota; Dinophyceae; Suessiales; Symbiodiniaceae
Source: the annotation of a GenBank genome assembly
GAAGAUGAGGAGAUCGAGCCAGAAUUGGGCCCGUUUGAGGAGGACGACAGAGUUCAAGUGCCCGUUGAGGAGGAGGAUGAAGAGCAGAAGGAGAUGAACGAGAGAUUUAAGAAGAUCUACAAGGAUGUUGAUGACGAUAUUGAGUACCAGACCCUCCACUUUGCGGUGCCUAUGAACAAGGACCUCCAAGGAAGAUCUACCUACAAUGACCUACAACUCAGACAACAUGGACUACCACUUGCGCGAGUUCACUCAGACAGGGGGUUGGAGCUCAAGGCCAAGGAGAGGAGAGCGUGGAUGGCUGAUCGGGACAUCCUGGCAACUACAGGCGAGAGCCAACAACCUCAGCAAAAUGGAUGGGCAGAGGCUUUGCUCCGAAUGAUCAAGAGACGGGUGAAGGUUCUACUACGGUCCGCGGGACUUCCAAUGGCACGUUGGCCUACAGCGGCGGAGCUUGCAGCGAGGAGACAAAGGGAUUUGGCCCUUGGGAGCUAUGAGGACAAAGACUUACCCUAUGGAGCUCCCACACACGUGAAGCACAAAGGCUUUGGGGAAGGAGGACGCUAUGAUCUUUUGGAGAGAUGGAAGCAGGGGAUCUUUGUCGGGUACUCCAACGAUGCGGCACGAGGCGGAGGUUCCUGUACCCGAGAGGCGUGUUCGAGGGAAGGCCGCUAUCUCCCAACUCCUUUCGGAGCCAACGACCUGGACAAGAUCACCAAGAUGUACAUGGACGAGGGCAGUGCACGCAUGGUGGUCAAUGUGGCCUUCAAGGAGCUGACGGGGGUCAAUGACUUCACUUCUAUCCUUAUCCCUGAGGCGGUGUUUGGGCAGAAGCUGACGCUGGGGCUUACAGCUUCCAAGAUGAAUGGCGACCACUACCGAACCGGGGAUGGAGACGAGGACGUGUUCAUGAACUAUGCCCCGGAGUUCCAAUCGACAUCCUCUGUGAAGCAGUCAACCUAUGAGACGUUGAAGGAGUACGGUUUCGACCUACCACCUCUACAACCUCAAGACGCAAUCUUGUUCUUGGUGAAGGAGGCCGAGGAGGAGAAGCGCCAGCAGACCCAACAAAUCGGUGAGGAGCUUCAACAACUUCAUGAAGAUGUUUUGGGGCGAGGAGAUCUGGGCGAGACGAUCAAUGAGGAGAUUGCUGGCAUCAAUGAGGUGGUCAGAGACCUGAUCGAGGAUGUGGAAGGUCAGGUCGUGGAUGUGGAAAAGAGAUGUCAAGAUCUCUACUUGAAGGUGGCCAAUGUUACUUAUGACAAGGAGGUUGGGGACGUCGAGGAGUAUCUGUCCAACCUCAAGAAGGACCUCGAUGUCACGCUGGAUGUUCCGCUUGAUCACGUAAAACGGCACGUGGACCGCUGGAUUGAACCAAUGGAGAAGGAGCUGGCGAACUUGGAGCAGAAGACCAACGCAAAAGAGAGAUGCUCCAUAGCAGAGGCCAGGCAGAUGGAAAGAGAUGGACAGUUGAUCCUGAUCCCUGGCAAGGUAGUCUUCACGGUCAAACCCCCGCCAGCCGCUGAGGAGCACCACGUGAAGUUCCAGGGUUCCGCGAUGGAAAAGGAAGGACUACGAAUGGCCCUGGCGCUGGCUACCGCCCGUGGAUGGAAUGCUGCCACAACGGAUGUGAGCGUCCUUAUCCAGGCUGGGCUGGUGGAAGCAAACGAAGUGUUCGCGGUCAGGCGGGCCUUAUAUGGUCUCCGGGAAAGUCCUGCUCUUUGGGCAAGCCACCGAACAGAUGUUCUGAUUGUGGACUACGACAAGGGGAAGUUGUGGCUCAAACAGUUGGCUACUGAUGGAGAGCUGUGGAUGGUUCUUUCGAGCCCCGACGGGGUCACUCAACCGAACCUGGUGGGCAUCCUUGUGACCUACGUGGACGACUUGUUGUAUUUGGCCGAUGCCCCGGUGAUUGAGCUACUACAUGGACGAAUCAGCACUAUUGGGCCACGUUCCUCCCUUGAGUAUGCAGCGGAUGGCCUCAGAUACCUGGGCAUGGGGCUGAAGCAAGGUGAAGAGGAAGACACGCUUUCGCAGGAGGCCUACAUCUCCAACCUUGUUCGUCUACAUGGUCUUGAACCCACUACCUCUGCUGGACUCCCCUGCCCCAGGGAAUGGAUUCAACACGAAGGCUUGGGUGAGGAGGAGAACUAUGACGCCGAGGAGCUCACAAGAGCUCAGAAGGUACCGGGCGAGUGCCUUUGGCUUGCCUACCGCACCCGACCAGAUAUCUUGUACGUCACGAAUUACAUGGCCGCGACGACGACCAAGAUGCCCGUUAGGGUGUACCAGAUUGGUUUGAAGGUCAUAUCCUAUCUCCACCAUGCCACAGCGGGUCUGAAGUUGAAGGUCGAAGCCACAGCAGAGUCCACAGAGAUCACACAAACCACAGCGCAACCGCUGAGAUCACAAGCCACAACCACAGCAGAGUUCGCAGCUGCAGAGCAUGGGCAUGCGAAACAUCAGGCAGGCUUCAAGGCGGGGCUAUCAGGUUACAGCGACGCUUCGUUUGCGCCGCUUGGUAACAAGAGCUUUGGGUGUAGCCUUGCAAUGAUAGGACGGGCACCAGUUUCCUGGAAGGCUGGCAAGCAGCCUAUGGUUGCUAUGUCGGUUUGUGAAGCCGAAUUGAUGGAAGGGCCGACUUGUGCUCUCUUGUUGGAGUCCACGCAAGCCAUGUUGAAGGAGAUCCUUCCUGACACUGGAACGCCAGUUCUCUACAUCGACAACCAGGCCGCGGAAAACAUCCUGAACGGGGCCGCUGGAAGCUGGAGAACGAGACACUUAUGCAUAAGACAUGCCUAUGUGUUGGACCGCGCUUCAAGUGGACAGCUUCAGGUGAAUCACUUGGCGGGCGAGGAUCAGCCUGCUGACUUGCCCACGAAGCUCCAUUCGAAGGCACGGCUACUUCAUCUGCUUGGGACGUGGGGCAUGGUGGGUAUUCCUGCUUUGGAUGAGAAGAAGGUGAUCGGCUUGAAGUUGGGUGUAUUCCUUCUGUUGCUGGCUAUCCAGUCAUUGGCGGUUGAGGCGGCGAAAGAUCCUUUGCCGGUGACUGGGACAGCGGAACUGGUGUUGAUGCUGUUGCUGACCUGUAUGUCUGCAGUGGCUCUGUGGGAGGCAGGAUCGCUGCCGAAGCAGAGGUGGAAAAGUGGGUGGAGGAACCGAUCGGAUUGUGCAGUCGGUGAGAAGACGAAUUUCUUCGACUACGGAGGAAGGGCAGCGAAGCUCAGCCUCUUCGACGAGGCCGCGUUCACCUACUCCACCUACGAGGCCACGAUCACCUAUGCCAUCUACGAGACCGCGAUCACCUACUCCACCUACGAGGCAACUUGCGGUUACCCCACCUACAGGGCCAAGGACAUCGGAGACGCCAACGCCUCUAAUGAACUUGAGCGGAUCGAGGACGAGCAUGUUUGGGGAACAACGACCAGCUACGCCUCCAAG